AUGACACUUCUAUCUCAGAUUGAAGAAUCUCUUGAAGAACUUGCACCCGCUUGCACCUUGGAGUUACUGAGCAUGCCAAAUACCCCUGAAAAUGUUGAACGAAGACGAGGAGCAAUUGCGGCUUUACGCGAAUUAGUUAGACAGGGUCUUGAUGUUGAAGCUUCAUGUCAAGUGCAGGACUGGCAUUCUUUUCUAAGCCAAGCGUUUGGCAAUUUACUGGCUAAUGAGAUUGUUGAUCUUCUUCCUUGGGAUAGCUUAGCCGUUAUGCGGAAGAAUAAGAAGACCAUUGAAUCACAAAAUCUAAGGGUAGUAAUUGAUUCAAGCUGUUUCUAUAGAGUUUUUACAGCUCAUAUGGCACUUGGAUUUUCCAGCAAGCAAAAAGAGUUGAUUAACAAGGCAAAAAUCAUAUGUGAAUGUUUGAUAGCUUCAGAGGGCAUUGAUCUGAAAUUUGAGGAAGCUUUUUGCCUAUUCCUUCUUGGACUGGGCACAGAGGCUGAGGCAGUUGAAAAGCUGAAGCAGCUUGAGCUAAACUCAAAUCCAAAACAUAAUUCAAUCUUGGGGAAGGCAAUAAUGGAUGCUUCAGCUGCAAACCCAUCGUUGGAAUUGUGGCUUAAGGAUUCUGUGCUUGACUUAUAUCCAGAUACUAAAGGUUGUUCUCCUGCUUUGGCCAAUUUCUUUAAUGCUCAAAAGAAAUUUUCUGGAAGCAAGAACUCUAAAGGAUCUUCACAAAUGUUUCCUACUAUAUGUCAUAGACCUCUAUCAUCAUCGGGUUCUGUAGAACGGAAAGAUUUUGAGGAACCUCGCUCAUAUAUGAGCUCUUCCCCAAAUUUGGGGUUUGCUGUCAAGCAGCUGACUCCUACUGAUUUGCAGGGUUCACUGCUAUCCGGCAAAAAUGAAAACGAACGCAAUCCUAGUGAACCACAUGUUAAAGUAAACAGGAACCUUGGCACGUAUAACAAUGGUAUUUGGAAUAAUCACUUUACUCGUGCUCAAGUAUUUGAAAGAAUAACACACGUUACCAUCUUGGGUUGUAUCGUAUUUGCUUCAAUGAAGUUGUUGGGAAUGAACUUGGGCAAGAAUUUUACUGGUUCUAACUGGGCUUCCACAAAAGCCCACAAUAGCACUUCUUGGACUGCAAAUUCAUCUGUUAACUACAGUGUAGGCCCGACAUAUACGAGGCAAAGUUCUAUUGCCAACAAACUGAAGAGAAUUAUGUCAACGGAGGCUGAUGCCUGUGGAAGAAGCAGAAACCCUUAUUAG
Trifolium pratense (red clover) is the source of this 1260-nucleotide messenger RNA. RefSeq names its product plastid division protein CDP1, chloroplastic-like. Gene Ontology annotation, cellular component: chloroplast inner membrane. Lineage: Eukaryota; Viridiplantae; Streptophyta; Magnoliopsida; Fabales; Fabaceae. The transcript is spliced from 7 exons. Gene Ontology annotation, biological process: chloroplast fission. The record is from RefSeq and is a predicted model, not a curated record. Bases 1 to 1260 code for a protein of 419 amino acids.